AUGGCCCAUGUGGGAGCCGCACCUGCAGAGGGCCCCCAACAGCAGCGCUGCCAGACCAAACCUUUCGCAUUCUUCCUAGCUGGUGAUUCGACAACAGCUAUACAGAGUCCGAACGGCGGCGGCUGGGGCACGGGGUUUCUGUCUUAUCUCAACGACACGGCGGGAGCCUGGGGCGUCAAUCACGGCAUCAACGGCGCGACCACGGCAUCUUUUGUCGAAGCAGGAGAGUGGGCACGUGUGCUGUCGUCGGUUCACCAAAACAGCGCAAACAGCAGCUGCGUCGUGACGAUUCAGUUUGGGCACAACGACCAACUUCCAUCCCGAGGCGUCUCGAGAGAACAGUUCCAGUCAAACUUGGAGAAUUUUGCUAUUGAUGUUACUGCCGCAGGGGGGCUGCCAGUAAUACUGAGCCCGCUCUCGAGGAGAGAUUUCUGGGACAACGGAACGCUUGUAGAUUCUCUUGGAGUUGAGCGGAGCUUGGCCAAGACGGCUGCGGCCAAUUCCGGCGCGAGAUUUGUUGACCUGAACCAGGCGAGCGCCAGCUAUAUCCAGGCCAUUGGAGCGGGAGCCAGCAAGAAGUAUAACAGCAGUCCUGGUGACACGACGCACCUAGACAAGUGGGGGAGUGUGGUAUUCGGAAGGAUGCUUGCAGACUUGCUGCUUGGGCAUGAUGCAAGACUGGAUAGCGAAGACAGAGAUGUUGGGAUGAUGGUGCAGAACCCUGAGUUGAUAAUUCUCGAGCAGGACGGGUCAGACGAACUGGAGCCUAGGGCUGAAUGCCUGAAGGGGUGGCUUGUCGAGGACAAGGAGCUUAGUCGCAAGAUUUGGAAAGGAGAUGCGGCCUGA
Pyricularia grisea is the source of this 846-nucleotide messenger RNA. RefSeq lists its product as uncharacterized. Lineage: Eukaryota; Fungi; Ascomycota; Sordariomycetes; Magnaporthales; Pyriculariaceae. Bases 1 to 846 code for a protein of 281 amino acids. The transcript has a single exon. Gene Ontology annotation, molecular function: hydrolase activity. The record is from RefSeq and is a predicted model, not a curated record.